Messenger RNA from Gymnodraco acuticeps, 2032 nucleotides. RefSeq names its product transmembrane protein 203 (gene tmem203). Gene Ontology annotation, biological process: intracellular calcium ion homeostasis. The transcript is spliced from 2 exons. The coding region runs from base 368 to 784 and encodes 138 amino acids. Gene Ontology annotation, cellular component: endoplasmic reticulum. The record is from RefSeq and is a predicted model, not a curated record. Lineage: Eukaryota; Metazoa; Chordata; Actinopteri; Perciformes; Bathydraconidae.
GUUUUCUCAGUAGGCGAGACAAGAGAAGAAGCUACGAUAGUAGCCGUUUGUUAGCCUUAUGUACUAAACAAUUUCGCUUUCAGCUGGAUGGAGGAAAACACUUCCGACUGUUAUUAAGGAAGGGUUUCCAGAGGACCUUCUGCAGACACCUCCCAGAUCAUCAUCCUCCUCAGUUUUGGAUUUGAAGAUGUAGCUAAGAGUGAAGUGGGUCAUCUCUGCAGCACCUCUCCAUUUCCAGGCAUAAGCAGUGACUUCUGACCUCCACCCUAACUCUGGAAUAUUUGGCCCCUAACCAGGGCUGCCUAGUGCGUGACUCGGCCGUCCUCAGUCAGUCCGUCCCUGGUUGAAGACCCUGCUGUCCUCAGCCAUGCUGUUCUCCCUGAGGGAACUGGUCCAGUGGCUGGGCUUUGCCACCUUUGAACUCUUCCUCCACCUGCUAGCUCUGCUGGUAUUCAGCAUGCUGGUUGCUCUGCGAUUUGACAUGUUCACCCCCUCGCUGAGCUGGUGGCUUGUGUUCGUCCCGCUGUUCGCCGCCGACGGCCUCAGCACCUACUUCACGGCCAUUGUGUCCAUCCGUCUUUACCAGGAGAACGAGAAGCGCCUGGCAGUGCUGCGGCUCCUCUGGGUGCUGACGGUGCUCAGCCUGAAGCUGGUGUGCGAGGUGCUGCUCUGUCAGAAGCUGGCGGAGCAGGAGCAGGCCAGAGACCUGUGGUUCGGCCUCAUCGUCUCGCCGCUGUUCAUCCUGCUGCAGCUGCUGAUGAUUCGAGCGUGCCGCGUCAACUGAAGAGAAGCAAUUAGUGGUUCACAUCAACAACCAAACGGGAAGAGAAAGCAAUCUUUUUCUGCCAUUAGAGAUUUAAAGCAUUACAAUGGUGUCUUUUUGCUUUUGGCUCAUCGCUAUCUUUAUUUUCUCCUAUAAAAACAAUCCCAAAACAGGUCCAAAAUACAGUUUGAUUACAUUUGUGCUCCUAAUUGCUUAAACAUGAGCAAAACAUCUUACUAGCAUAAGUGAAAAGUGAAAGCUGUUGUAGCUGCACCAUGGUAAUCAAAACAAAAAAAAAGCCGUUGCCAUAAGUGAAAAGGAAAAAGAUCCGUCCCUUGGUUUUUAAAAAAUCGGGUCAAUAGCUUUUCUGUAAUCCUGGACGAACAAAGCCUCAUACUAAAACCUGGUGAGUGUAAAUAAAUGAAUAAUUAUUUCGGCCAUGUAAACAUAAUUAAAAGUAACAAUUCCUUUAGGGAACCUUUAGUUGAUUCUGAAGACUGAAUGGAAGUAAAAUGUAAAAUAUUGUACGUCAGUCCUUUUUUCAUCAGGGUCAAAUCUGACUUUGCAUUUUUGAUACUUGUACGGAUACAAAGGGGUCCUAUAGUAGUACAUGUGUAUUUGGGACAAGCUGUGCCUUUUACAUUGUGCAAUCAAUGAUAGACAAUGAGCCAUAAGGAAAAUGUAUACCAUAGAUAUGUUUUAAUGCACAUGUGCACACAACACAUGUAAAUGUAAUAAACAUCUAAGAACCGAAAGGCUGUAAUGCCCCGGGCCCCUUUUGGGCACCUGUGAUGGGUAACAGAGCUCAAGGAGUUGCGACAGCUGUUUUUGCUUUUUCACCCACAAGAAGAAAUUGCUUGCCAGCUAAAUUUGGUUUAUUAUCAUGCGUCUCACUUUGUGGCCUGUUUAUAGGGAGUCCCACCCCAGAGUUGCCUAGCGUGUCACUUCCAUCAGUGGGAAUGGUCUGAAAGGCAGGAAGCUGCUUCUGAAGCUUCUCAUUGUACAAGAAGUCCACUGUGUGCACACGUCUCCCUGAAUAUUGCUGUUUAUUUGUACUAUAUGUAAUGUACGUGAUGUGAGUUCGAUCCUGCUGUGUGUAUGGACUGCAUGUGUUCAAGGCCUCAUUUUAAAAGUAAUUCCCUAUGUGAAAUAUUGUGUCAUAUGUAUAUGUUGAUUUUUGAAGGAAAUUCACCAAAUCUUAUUUAUGUUCUUGUUAUUGCACCUUUUAUUGUCUUCUGUAUAUACAUGUAAAUAAACCAUCAACAUGUA